UGUUCUCUUCUCCUCUCGGUUCGCUUCGGAUCUGCUGACGUGUCGGCAGCGGCUCCGUGAUCAACAGCUGCCAGCAUGGCUGCACCGAAGCCCUGCUUUUAUUAUGUUUUUACGCUUGUUCUGUACGCGUGUUUUCUUCGGAGCAGCGCGGAGCAGCGCUUCUCGGACCUGAAGCGAUGCGCCGAUGAAGAAUGCAGCAUGCUUCUCGGCAGAGGGAAGGCCGCCAAGGAUUUCACGGGGCCGGACUGCCGGUUUCUCUCUUUUAAGAAAGGAGAGACGAUAUAUGUAUAUUAUAAACUCUCAGGGCAGAGAUCGGAUGUGUGGGCUGGUAGUGUUGGAAACCACUUUGGUUAUUUCCCAAAGGACUAUCUUAAUAUAAAUCAUAUAUAUACUGAUAAAGAAUUGGAGGUACCUACAGAGGAAACAGAUUUUGUUUGCUUUGAGACUGGGCUCGAUAAAUUUGAAAGCUAUGACAUAGAUGUGUUAUUAGGCAGCACAUUGUUGCUAGAAAACGAGAAUUCAACAGAAGAAUCAAAAGAACCAGCUCAGAAUGAAGAUGCAUCUGAAAUGACAACGACAGAAUCAGUGGAGACUCUUGAAUCAGAGUCAUUAGAUAUCGAAUCAACAUCGAUUCUUGAAUCAGAGUUAUUCGAUUCAGAAUCAACAUCGAUUCUUGAAUCCGAGUCAGUUGAUUCAGAAUCACAAUCGGUUCAUGAAUCAAAGUCCGUAGAUUCAGAAUCAUCAUUCCUUGUUGAAUCAGUGGCAGUUGAUUCAGAAUCAGCAUCACAUCUUGAAUCAGAGUCAGGAGAUUCAGAAUCGAUUCUUGAUUCAAAGGCAGUUGAUUCAGAAUCUGUAGAAGCUCCUGAAACAGACACAUUACUGAAAUCUACUGAAGAGGACUCUGAUAGCGUUCAGCCAAAGACAGAUGUUCCAUCAGAACCGAUAUCGGAAUCUAAAGAUGCACUAACAGAAGAGACAGAAGAUAUUCCAAUAAACCAAGAUGCUGAGGUCAUUUCAGAGGAUGUAGAAACAGAACCAUCAGAUUCUGAUGCGCAAGAUAUUGAUUAUUCUGAACUUUUGCACAACCAAAGUGACUCUGAUUUUGAGCCACUUGAAACACAAACAGCAGGUUUAGACGUAGCACAUGAAGAACCUGCUAAAACAGAGCUAAACGAUAAAGAUAUACCACUACAAACACCAGAGAAAACACUCGAGGAUGAGGACAGGUCAAGCUUUAAAGAUGCUUUCAAAACAGAGCAUGAAGGUGAAACACAAGAGACUGAAUCUCUUGAGGAACUCACCAAAGCGCCACUUUCAGCUGCUGAUGUUGAAGAACAAGCUGGUCUUGAGGUCACGCAUGCACAAAGUGAUUUUGAAGAACUGGCUAAUGCAGAUGAAGCCAUAAACAUUAAAAUCCCAGAAUCUUCUCAUCUUCCACAAGACGCUAAAACUCCUUCGGAUGCGAGCGAAAACGUCCCAUCUGAACCAGCACUGGAAACGCACACUGAGUCCGGAAAAGCACCGCCGGCAUUAAAAGUUAGUGAAAUCACUGAAGAACAUGAUCCAAAGAAGUUGGACACGAACAAGAUGGAAAACAGUGAAGACCUUCUUCAGAAGGCCAGCAUGAACAAGAAUGAAAAUAUUGCAGACGAUCCUCAGGAUGCACUUACGAACAACAGCGAAAAAGCGAGUGAAUCGAUUGGCGAAGAUGAGAAGUUAAAGGAGGAACUUGUAACAGAAAGCCCAGAAACUGCACCUCUAUUUGACCAAACGGAGGAACAGAUCGAUAAAGUGAAGAACGAACUCGUGAAUCUACUGAAAAACACACUGGAAUCGGAACAACAGGGUCCUGAAGAUGAUGAAGAUGAAGAGGACGUGGAUGAAGUUGCCGAAGAGCUUUUAGAGGAUGAAAACGCUCUUCUUUCUUCUAAACCUCAGCUCACAGAAGACAUGCAUCAACUUAAAGAAAACCAACAACCUGAAGGCAAUCAAUUGAUCGAAUCCCAACAAAGCGAAAAGCCCACAAAACAAGAAGAAAAGGACGCGCUUCGUCUUCCUCCCGAGGAGCCUGAAUACAGCGAUAACGUGCUGAGGCUCACAAUCUUACGGGAUCACCUGAAGGACGAGGACAUGGAGCGCAUGCAGAAGUAUUUUGGACUGAAGAACCUGUUCAAAAUCGAGGCCAUGUUUUCUGAUCUAGAUCUGGAGAUGAAGUCUGCCAGAGAGCUGCAGACGGACACGGAGGAAAUCGAGCGAACGCUGGACCAGAUCAUGGAGGCCUCGGAGAACUCGAUUCUCGACGCCACAGAGGACAUAUUGAAUGAAAGAGAGCGGAAAUCUCAGCAGAAGGAGCCGGAAGCGUAUGAUUUUGAGGCUGCCAUCUUAGACGCUUUCCAGGAGAUCGUUUUCGCUUUACGACAGAAAUAUUCAGCGGCCAGUGACAGCGCACCGUUGGUCGAGGAAGAACUGCUUGCAUCUGAAACAGAUGAAAAAGUCGACUCUGAAGAGGUGAAGGCUUUGGAGAGUGACAUCGAAAUGACCGAACCACCCAAGAGUCCUGAAACGCACGAGGAGCAGAAUGACUCUGAAGUGAUUCUGAAUUCUGAAUUAAAUAUGAACGAAGACUUGUCUCGCACUAAAGACGUGGGUCUGGAGGAGGACGGGGGCCAUUUCAACAGAAAUAAAGAUGCCCAGAUAGGGUUUGAAGACACUGAGGAGAUUCAAAAGGGGCCUCAUGCUAUUUUGGAGAACCCAGUGGACAUCGGCUUUCACUUUGAAGUGGAUCCAUCUUCAGGCUCACUGGAGUCUCCAAGUGUCUCUGAUUUCCACGACACUGAAGCAAGCAGUGAUUCCUCCAGCUCCUCAACUUCAGAUGACCUUUGGGGUUUUGUGCUUCUCGUCAAAGAAUAUCUUGGAGUGUACGGAGAAAUUGUGAUCACUGCUCUUCCGGAGGAAUGGCGACCGGGUCCCAAUUUCCACGGAGUCCCCUGGGAGCCGGUGGUUGCUACGGUGGUUGCCGGGGCCCUCACAGUACUGAUGUUCUUCUGGAGGACCAUUCUUGCUAUCAAAGGCAGAACAUAUCAAUUAACUGAAAAGCAGCUUCGAGACAAGAUCCAGCAGCUUCUCAACGAGAAAUCUGAUGCUGCUAACAAGAUCACAGAAUUAAACGGCAUGAUAAAAGAGCGCGAAGAACUGCUGAAGAACUCUGAGAAAUCACUGAGUUCCAGCCAACAAGAAGUGAAAGGGCUGAAGAACCAUCACCAGAAGCUCCAGAGCCAGUGGGAGCAGAUGUCUGGGAGCGUUUCACAGCUCAACCAGAAAAUAGUGGACACGCAGGAAGAAAAUUCAAAUCUUAAUGAGAAGAUUGCCAAAAUGCACCAGAGAAUCGAGAAAUACCAGAAAACACUGAAGAGCUAUGAUGAGGAGCGUGCAAAGGUUCAUGUCCUCAUGGAUGAAGCCAAACUCAGAGAAGAUGCUCUUAAGGCUCAGGUUCUGUCCUUUGAGAAAGAAAACGGUGCUUUAAAAGAGCAGAAGAAAUCUCUCCUCCGUGAUGCUAAAGACUGGCAGGAGAAGCACAAGAAACUGAGCGAGGAGAUCCGAGUUUACCACAAAUCCCAGAAAGAGCUGGAAGACUCUCUGGUGCACAAGGAGAAUGAGAUUGAUGUUUUGUCCAGCUGUAUUGCAGAGCUCAACCGUCUGGGAGCCGGUGAUCCUGCAGAACUACAGAAAGAUGAUGCUAAAAUGUCUAAUGGAGAAGAUGCUGAGAAGAAGAUGGACAGCAUGAGACUGCGAAUCAAACAGAUGAUGGACGUCUCCAGGAUUAAAGCGACUCUCGGUGUUGUUGAAGACGAGAGGAAUCGCUACAUGGAAAGUCUCCUCGCUGAACAGAAAGCCAGACAGGAGCUGGAGGAGCAAUAUCAGAAGGUCAUGCAUGACCAGAUGAAUCUGAACAAUGAGAAAACGCAUCUGGAGAACCAUUUCAAGAACCUGCAGCAGAGGCUGGAAAUCACCACUGAACUCUACCAGCAGAAAGAGAAUGCACUGCAGCAGAAACUGACUCAGGAGGAGCUGGAGAGACGCGAGAAGGAGUCGAAGCUGUCGGAGGUGGACAGUAAAGCUCUGUGCUCAGAGGAGGAUGUGAGAGCCCUCAAACAGAAGAUCAAGGACAUCGAGGAUGAGAUGCAGCAGAACGAACGCUCUCUGAAGUCUGAGGUGGCAAUCCAGGAGAAGAAAGCCCAUGAGAACUGGUUGAAAGCCCGCACCUCUGAACGAACUCUGGUGGAGGAAAGGAGAGAGUCGGCCACCCUUCGUCAGAAGCUUGUGGAGUACGGAGAUAAAAUAUCAGACCUGGAGCAAAGUCUGUUCAAACUCAACUCUGGACCUCCAGAUCGCCACAUGCAGCCACAGAGAAGAAGUGACUCGUACGGGCCGUCUCCUGUGAGUGGGGGGGCUCCCUCUCCUCCUCUAAUGAUCGAGGGUCCCGGACGCCCCCCCUCUGCACCUGUAGGGCGAAGGGGCGAACCGUUCGGUCCACGACCCCCGUCUGACCCUCACGGACGCUUCUCAGAGCUCGGACACCCGCUGCCCUCCAGACCAGAAAUGUUUCCUCCGAUGAGUUCAUCUCCCUGUGCACAUGAUGGACCGAUGCAGACGGCACUGGUCAGUGAGACGGCCGAGGCCUCCGAGCAGGUCUCGUCUGAGCCAGUAGAGCCUCUCUCUAAGUCUCAGAGUCAGGGAUCCUUCCUCCCGUCUCCCAUCCGGGAUUCUCCGGUUCUGCCACCCAAGUCUUACGGACCCCCGGUCAUGCCGCCUAUGAUGAUCCGACUGCACAUGAUGCCUCCAGAGCCGCGCUAUAGACCGCCACCCAUGGACUCCUACGGCCCUCCACCUCCGAUCGGCCCGUUUGGACCUGUACCGCCACCGUUUGGACGAGGCCCGCCGUUGGGACCGCUUCCUCCUCCGCCGCUUGGACCGCGGGACAUCCCGCCCGAAUUCUUCGGCCCCCGCGGACUCCCCCCUCGACCCUUCCCUCCCGGAACUCUGCCGCCUCCCGGAGCCAUGAUCCCGCCUCCGUACGGCGGGCGCGGUUUCCCAGGACCCCCUCCGCUAAUCCCUCAGCGCUCCAGAGACGGCGAGGGGAGCGCCACACCAGCCAACGACCCGCCAACGAAUGCAUCCCAUCAGCACAGCGAGCCUUGACAUGAGAACGUGCCGAUUCUUCUCAAUACUUAACCAUCAAAAUCUGGUUUGGGUGGAAGAAAACACGUUAUUUUGUUUGAAUAACACAUUUGUGACCGAAAUAAUGAGGGAUUUUGAUUUUAUACCUUAGCAAACCUUUCCUAUGGAAAUAGUUUGAUUUAAUAUGCAUUACAAUAGUUUUUCCGGUGGUUGUCAUGUGGUUAAAUUAAGAUCUCUACCACUUGACCCAGUGCUGAUGCAUUCUGGGAUGUCAAACUGAUAUUUAGACGCGUCGUGAAGUUAUUACCUCAUGCCUUUAAUGUGAGAGGAUUUUACAUAUUUUUAUGCCUUUUCACCAUUUUUGAACGCCCAUAUUACUGCUUUUAGUCUGAUGAUUCGCCUGCCCACUUGAUUAUUUGCCAGCUCGCCUGUGUUAGUUUUAACGUUUGAUUCGUCGUGCGUCUGCUCUUAUGAUUUCUUUUCCUAGCGGAAAAAGGCACAUAUGAUGUCAUAUUGACAAAGUAUUUGUACAUUUCUUUCAGCUGCGUAUACAAUAAAAUAUUCUCACAAAUCAGACACAAUAGAAACAGAUGAACGUUGUGUGUUUGCGCAUCUGAGCUUUCCUAGUCAACAGGUGAUUUAAAUGUAUUAUUGGAUGUUGCAUGAUGAUGAAACACGAGCAGAAUGAAUUUUUGACAAACUCUGUGACUUGAUUGUGACAGUUACGUCAAAACAUUCAUGAAAACGAAAUAGUCUCAUUCGAUUCAUGAGCAAGUGUCGCACAUUCAUCGCAAAUGAUUCAUUGAAUUGUAAUAAUUUAUAUAUAU
Sinocyclocheilus anshuiensis is the source of this 6005-nucleotide messenger RNA. Its product is annotated as melanoma inhibitory activity protein 3-like. Gene Ontology annotation, cellular component: endoplasmic reticulum membrane; endoplasmic reticulum exit site. The transcript is spliced from 28 exons. The coding region runs from base 76 to 5199 and encodes 1707 amino acids. The record is from RefSeq and is a predicted model, not a curated record. Gene Ontology annotation, molecular function: protein binding. Gene Ontology annotation, biological process: vesicle cargo loading; endoplasmic reticulum to Golgi vesicle-mediated transport; protein secretion. Lineage: Eukaryota; Metazoa; Chordata; Actinopteri; Cypriniformes; Cyprinidae.